GCCAGCCGCCACUGCCACUGCCGCUCCACGCUCGGCGACCGCCGCCGUACAAGCCAGUGACCACGGCCGAACCGCGCACAUCGCUCUGCUAUUAAUAUUUGUCAUAAAAAAUACUUUUAGCCCUAUUGAUGACGUAACAGUGAAUACAGUGAAGUGAAGUUAUAAAAUAAUAUAAGUGGAGCUGUUUAUCGUGUAGUGCGUCGCCGCUACGACAGCCCCUCAGUACAUCUGGCGGCGCAGCGCGAUCUGCAUAGUGUCAUGGGUCCGGAUCUACCUCCACCCGUAAAACAUUUGUGAUACGUUUGAAUUAGAAUGCCGUAGAGUUUGGAUAAAGUCUUCCAUCUUUAUAGCUAUCAUUCAAAAACAUUUUCAUAAGCUGAAGGCACCCGCGAAGACGAAGACGGUGCGUUUUGUGUGUCGGAGUGAAUUUGAGUAUUUAGUUAGACAUUCAUCUGAGAGUUUGAAAAGGUUGAGUUUGUCACAGUUUCACCUGGAAGUGUUACUAGUUAAUAAUAAUCAAAAUGGAGAACGCGACGUCACUGGGACGCGCCGGCGAGGAGCAACGCGACAACGAAAACGGAAGAAAUACGAUGAGCGGCGCGGGCGAUGCGUCCGCCGGAGAGGAGGCUCUACAGCUUGUGAAGAGCGAGGAUCGCGCCGGCGGGGCGGGCGUCGGAGGAGGCGCGGGUGAGCAGGCAGGCAACGAAGGUGGCGGGAACGGGGCAGCCGGGGCUGCGGGAGGGGGAGGGGGCGAGCCGCACUCCGUCAUCACGUCGCGCCGCGCCCUGCGGACCAUCACCGCGGCCGGACAUAUUGCCGACGCCGCCGACCUGCCGCCCGACGACGGUGUCAAGGAUGAGCCAGCCGAGACGUCGCUCGACUCAGAGCACAUGCAGUACGCGGCCAAGAUGGAGGAGAACGCCGAGGCGCGAGCCGCGCACCAUGCUUACGACGAGGAGCGGCUACGGCUCGCCGAGGCGGAGACAGCGCGCUACCUCUCUUUUAAGCAGGAGCCAUACCGCGCGCUGCCGGCCGCCGCGCCCGCGGACAAGCGUCCCGGGGCGCAGUUUGCGCGAGCUCCGAGGCCCGCCUACGGCCGGAGUCUAGCCCUGAGGUACGGUGCGCCGCAUCACAUUAUAGUGGCGCAGGACGGCGAGCCAGAGGACCAUUCCCACGAAGCAUUCUCGAUCCAUAAAGACAAAAGCGAGCAGAUGCAAGCGUACGUGGCAUCGAGCGAGGCGAGCGCGGCGGAGGCACGACAGUACGCGGCGGCACUCGGCGACCAGCCGGCCCCCGGCGCUCUUGAGAUGAUUCAGACAACUUCGUUGAGCAACCAGCAGGCGGUCGGCGUCGCGUACCAACAGGUGAAGUACGAGACGCGCGGCGAGCCCGAGCCGCGGCCGAGCACGUACGCGAGCUUGCAGCCGGUGACGUCGGUGCACGGCGGGUACGCGUAUGCCAGCCAGAGCCCGCAGUAUGCCGCGAGCGGUGCUUACGGCGCGUACGGCGGGGGCAAGGAGCUGCUGACGCUGUACGGGGGCGCGCCGGGGGGCGGUGCGGCGGGCUCGGGAGGCGCGGGCGGGCGCGGAGAUGAAUCGCCACCGGGCCAGCUGCUGUACCGCGCGGAUCCCACGCUGACCUCGUCGUCGCUGCCACGCGGGGCGCACGUUGUGUACGGCUCUGUGGUGCCGCAGUCGCAGGCCGUGUACGAGGCGCCGCCUAGUCCCAACUCCCAGCAAGUGACGCUGUACACGCACGGCAGCGCGGUGCAGUACAAGGUGGGCGGGGAGCACUACCUGGCGCAGGGCGGCGUGGGUGGCGUGGGCGGAGUGGGCGGCGUGGGCGGUGUGGAAUACGUGCCGGUCUCGGGCUACGAGGGCGGGCUGCUGGUGGAGAGUUACGCGGCGCCCGCACAGCCCUGGCCCGCGCACAACUUGCUGCCCAUCGACGACGGCUUCGACCCCGGUAUGGCGGGCAUGGGCGAGGUGAAGGAGUGCGUAAACUGCGCGGCGGCCACCACACCGCUGUGGCGGCGCGACGGCACCGGCCACUACCUGUGCAACGCGUGCGGUCUCUACACGCGCAUCAAUGGCGUUAACCGGCCGCCGCUAAAGGGCCAGAAGGCGAAGCCACAACAGGCACUCCCGACGAACGGCAACAGGCGCGUAGGCGUGACCUGCGCCAACUGCCGCACCUCGAACACGACGCUGUGGAGGCGCAACAACAACGGCGAGCCCGUCUGCAACGCGUGCGGCCUCUACUACAAAUUGCACAACGUCAACCGGCCCCUCAGCAUGAAGAAGGACGGCAUCCAGACGCGCAAGCGGAAACCGAAGAGCAUGGGCGGAGGGCACGGCGUACCGCGGCCCGGCGGUGGUCUUUCGGCGGAGGCACACUCGCACAAGGUGCUGCCGCCGCUGUAUGCGGGCGUAGAGUGCGCGGCGGGCCCGCUGCUGCUGCUGCCCGCCGCGCGCCACCAGACCGACGCGGUAUCAGCGCUAGAGCGCGUGGCGGGCACCACCUCGCACUACCGGCCGCCCUAAGCCGCGAUUAUCACCCGCCGCAGUACGCAGCGGCCGCGGGUCGCCUUUGUGAAAAUACUUUGCAUUUCCCAGUAAACUUAGUAAAACUGCAGAGCUAAGUGUCACCGCUCGCGAUGUGUGCGCGGCGCGACUCCUGGCAGCCGCCGCGACCGGACACCUGCUUCUUGCCAUUGAACAAAGUUAACUUGUGUUGUAGUCAUAUCUGAACAAUUAGUUAAACGUAGGGUUUGCGUUAAGCUCACUGAUAAUGAAAUAAGCACGAAGUGCUUCAAGUCUAACUUUUAAAAAGUUGUGAUAUUGAAGGCCGUCAAGUUCUUUGACCAUUUUAGUCGCACAUUUUGUAAGACAAUAAACUUUUAUAGUAUAAUAUAUAAAAACAUUAUAUUUACAGACACUUAAUUAUUUGUAGCUUAAAUAUUAUUGUAAAUAAUGUUGUUAAAUUCCUUUUCAAAAUAGUUUUGUAAGUGAAUAUUGUGAACAUUUAGAGAUGACGUGACGUCUGCGAUUUCGCUUUGCCAUUUCUUUUGAUGAUCAAUGUUUGUAGUGAAUAGCCUAAUGUAAUAUAAAGUCGGCUGAUGUGACGUCACACCACGUGCCACGUUCCUGGUCUGCAGUUAGAACAACUUGUGUAACUACUAGUUUUGUUCCGACUUAUAAUUUGCGUUAAGAUAAAGUUGGUUUGUUGGUGUUCGUGCAGUAAACAGAGGAGGAGGGUCAUCACUACAUUGAAAUAAGCUGUAACUUAAGAUGACGAAUUUAUUAUUUUAUUUAUUUUACUGUAUCUAUAUAAGUAUUUUUAAUACGGGUGUGUAAAUGUACAAGCAGUUUGAUGAUUGCUUAUAUAUAAUGUAAGUACGUGUGCGUGUGUGCGUGUGUGUGUAUGCAUUUAUUACAUUAUGUGUAGUUGUAAAUUUUAAUGUUAAAACAAUAAAUGAAGAUAAUACAUACAUUGU
This is a messenger RNA of Papilio xuthus (Asian swallowtail), 3496 nucleotides long. RefSeq names its product transcription factor GATA-4. The transcript has 8 exons. The record is from RefSeq and is a predicted model, not a curated record. Gene Ontology annotation, molecular function: DNA-binding transcription factor activity, RNA polymerase II-specific; RNA polymerase II cis-regulatory region sequence-specific DNA binding; zinc ion binding. The coding region runs from base 522 to 2543 and encodes 673 amino acids. Gene Ontology annotation, biological process: positive regulation of transcription by RNA polymerase II; negative regulation of transcription by RNA polymerase II; cell fate commitment. Gene Ontology annotation, cellular component: nucleus. NCBI's taxonomy places the organism in Eukaryota, Metazoa, Arthropoda, Insecta, Lepidoptera, Papilionidae.